AUGGGCUCUGGCACGAAAGGGUUACGCAGGAUUGUACGAUACGAAUAUCGGUUUCUAUUAGGAGCAAAUACCAAAACUGAUAUUCGUUUUGAACUUCCUCAUUUAAAUAGAGAUAUGCAAUUAUAUUAUAAACCAGAUGUACUUAUUACCUGUGAUAAACCUUCUUCAAUCAAAAUUCCAUUAUUAAAAGAGGUAUUUGAACAUUAUCCAACAACGCCUAUCAAUCUGGAUGUCAAAGUCGAUGAUAAUAGACUUAUUCAUAAUAUAUCCGAAUUAAUUAAAGAAUACAAACGCGAACAUUUGACGUAUUGGGGAAGUUUUAGUCAUUUAAUUUGUAAAAAAUUAGAUAAAGAAAAUCCUCGUAUUGUUCGAUUUUUUUCAUUGAAAGAAGCCGCUUAUUUAGUGUUCGCAUUUUGGACUGGUUUACUACCAUUUCUGUCAUUGAAACCAGGUGCAUUCGAAAUUCCAUUUCCUGGAGAAGUAUUUCAAGAAACAACACGAGCUUUGGACAGAAAAUUUAAAACCAUCUUAUAUUUAGUUGAGAAAGCUCUGCACAAUAAAUCGUUAUUUCAGUAUUUGAAACGAAGAGGAAUACCAGUAUAUGUGUGGAUAUUAAAUAAUGAAAAUGAAUUCGAACAUGCAUUUAACGAAGGAGCAACUGGUGUAAUGACUGAUUAUCCAUCCCGUUUAUCUCAAUAUGUAAAAAACAAUCAAAAUAAAAUUUUUAAAAAUGAUUUUGAAUUAGAAACAGUUGAAUAG
Molecule: messenger RNA, 759 nt
Organism: Didymodactylos carnosus
Lineage: Eukaryota; Metazoa; Rotifera; Eurotatoria; Philodinida; Philodinidae
Source: the annotation of a GenBank genome assembly